This is a messenger RNA of Xiphophorus maculatus (southern platyfish), 2589 nucleotides long. Its product is annotated as extracellular calcium-sensing receptor-like. Gene Ontology annotation, biological process: G protein-coupled receptor signaling pathway. Gene Ontology annotation, molecular function: G protein-coupled receptor activity. The coding region runs from base 47 to 2554 and encodes 835 amino acids. The record is from RefSeq and is a predicted model, not a curated record. Gene Ontology annotation, cellular component: membrane. NCBI's taxonomy places the organism in Eukaryota, Metazoa, Chordata, Actinopteri, Cyprinodontiformes, Poeciliidae. The transcript is spliced from 9 exons.
GUUUCCCUCCUCCUGUCUGUUACAGGGAAGAUUUCAUCUAAAUGGCAUGCACAAGACUGGGGAUUUGAUACUCGGAGGGCUGUUUCAGGUCCACUUCUUCUCCGUGUUUCCUGACCAGUCGUUUACCGCCGAACCACAACAGCUGAUAUGCCACAGUUUUGAUUUUUUAGGAUUUCGAAAGGCUCAGACCAUGGCCUUUGCCAUUGAUGAGAUCAACAGAGACGAUCGGGUUUUACCCAACGUGACCUUAGGGUACAGUCUCUACGACAGCUGUCUCACUCUCGGAGUUGGAUUUCGUGCAGCAUUGGCAUUAAUCAGCGGUCAAGAGGAGCAUAUUGUGUUGAAUGAGACCUGUGAAGGAGCCCCUCCAGUUGUAGGACUUGUGGGAGAUUCUUCCUCUACACGCACUAUUGCUAUCUCCACUGUCUUGGGUUUGUACAGAGUGCCGAUGGUGAGUUAUUUUGCCACGUGUGCCUGUCUCAGUGAUCGGCAGAGGUUUCCAUCGUUCUUUAGGACAAUCCCGAGUGACGCUUUCCAGGUGCGCGCCAUGCUUCAGAUACUGAAACACUUUGGCUGGACUUGGGCGGGUUUGCUGAUAAGUGAUGAUGAUUACGGGCUGGACGCCGCCCGCUCCUUCAACUCUGACCUGGGUGUGUCUGGAGGAGGCUGUCUGGCCUAUGUAGAGAUUCUGCCCUGGGAAAAAGAUUUGAAUGAAUUCAAGAGGAUCGUGGAUGUGAUGAGGAAAUCCACGGCCCGCGUUGUUGUUGUGUUUGCGCAUGAGGGUAUGAUCAUUAAUCUCAUGGAGGAGGUUGUGAGGCAGAACUUGACAGGCCUUCAGUGGCUGGCCAGUGAAGCCUGGUCCACAGCUGCCGUGCUCCAGACCCCUGACCUCAUGCCGUACCUCGGGGGCACACUGGGCAUCGCUAUCCGUCAAGGAGAGAUACCAGGCCUCAGGGACUUCCUGCUCCAAACACGUGCUGAUCUACAACACAACACCACCUAUGAAAAUAGCAUGGCAAACCAGUUUUGGGAAUUCACAUUUCAAUGUAAAUUUGCACCAGCUCCAUCAGGCUGGGUUGAGGAUGGGGGAAGGAUUUGCUCUGGAGAUGAGGAUUUGAAGGCCAUGGAGACUGAGUUCUUAGAUGUUUCUGAUCUCAGGCCUGAGUACAACGUCUACAAAGCUGUGUACGCUCUGGCAUACGCCCUGGAUGAGCUGCUGAGGUGUGAACCAGGAAAAGGGCCUUUCAGUAAGGAAAGCUGUGCAACUUUACAAAAACUUCAACCAUGGCAGCUUGUGUAUUAUCUAGAGAGGGUUAAUUUCACCACAUCAUUUGGUGACCAAGUGUCAUUUGAUGAGAACGGCGACGCCUUACCAAUAUAUGACGUCAUGAAUUGGCUCCGGCUCCCUGAUGGACAAACAAAAGUUCAAAAUGUCGGCGACGUAAAAGUGUCGCCUUUUAAUGGUGAACAACUCACACUUGAUGGAGAGAAAAUCUUCUGGAACUUUCAAUCAAAAAAGCCGCCGCGGUCGGUGUGCAGCGAGAACUGUCCUCCAGGAACCCGUGUUGUGAGAAAGAAGGGGGAACCUGAGUGUUGUUUUGACUGCAUCCCUUGCUCUGAGGGAAUGAUCAGUAAUUACACUAAUUCCCUGGAGUGCUUCAGCUGUCCAGAGGACUUCUGGUCCAGUCAACAGCGAGAUCACUGUGUUCUUAAGCAAACAGAGUUCCUCUCCUAUCAGGAACCGCUAGGGAUCUGCUUGACAGCAGCCUCACUGCUGGGCACAUUCAUCUGCGCUGUUGUUCUGGGGAUCUUCAUCUAUCACCGCAGUACACCGAUAGUACGAGCCAACAACUCAGAACUGAGCUUCAACCUGUUGCUUUCCCUUAAACUGUGCUUCCUGUGUUCGCUGCUGUUCAUCGGACGACCCAGACUGUGGACAUGUCAACUCAGACACGCAGCGUUUGGGAUCAGCUUUGUGCUUUGUGUGUCCUGCAUCCUGGUUAAAACCAUGGUGGUUCUGGCUGUGUUCAAAGCCUCCAAGCCAGGAGGGGGAGCCAGUCUCAAGUGGUUCGGUGCUUCGCAGCAGAGAGGAACUGUUCUGGUUCUCACCUCUGUUCAGGCAGCAAUCUGCACUGCCUGGCUUGUGUCUUCUUCUCCUUUUCCACAUAAAAACACCAAAUACCACAACGAUAAGAUAGUUUAUGAGUGUGUUGUUGGCUCCACUAUUGGUUUUUCCGUGUUACUGGGAUACAUUGGCGUAUUGGCUCUUCUCAGCUUUGUGUUGGCGUUUAUGGCGAGGAAUCUUCCCGACAACUUUAACGAGGCCAAACUCAUCACGUUCAGCAUGCUGAUCUUCUGUGCUGUGUGGGUGGCCUUUGUUCCUGCUUAUGUCAGCUCACCCGGCAAAUAUGCAGAUGCAGUGGAGGUGUUUGCCAUCCUGGCCUCCAGUUUUGGCCUCUUGAUGGCGCUGUUUGGACCUAAAUGUUACAUAAUUCUGCUGAGACCAGAAAGAAAUACAAAGAAAGCUCUCAUGGCAAGAGGAGUGGAACAAUAAAAUAAUAGCUUGUAAAAGUCUAAGUACUCCUUCAA